UCAACUUCUCCUUUUACACUCGACACCAUUGUCUCCGUCCAUCCAUCAUGUCCCCAGAGACGUCCGUGUUAUUACUCUGGUUGGUUCUCCUACGAGAAGGAGCCUCCAUCAGACCUGUGGUGACCUUCACUCCAAACUACAAGAAGAUAUUCACAACGGAGUCUAUAACAAUGACCUGUGAUGUGGAGGCUACUAGAGGAGAAGAUCUGAAGUAUAUAUGGUACAAAGACCAUGUGCAAGUGCACAGUGGAAAAUCCUAUACAAUACAAAAUGCUGGAGCAUCACACAGUGGAAAUUACGGAUGUCAGACCAGUACUGGAGAAAUAAGCGACCCCGCUAGACUGGAUGUUAGUAAUGAUUGGCUCAUCCUGCAGACCCCUCUAUAUGUCUAUGAAGGAGAUGAGAUGACGUUACGAUGUCACCACUAUCCUGGAUAUGGAGAAGGACAGACAAGAUUUUACAAAGAGAACAAAGUCAUUACAGACGGGAGCGAUGAUGAGGAAUUUCAUAUUAGUAAUGUAGACAGGACAAGUGCCGGGAAAUACAAAUGUACAAAAGAAGUCUAUUAUAUUACAUGGUCUACAUAUGCAGCUGAAAGCUUCUGUAUCUGUACAAGGCGCAAGCUGUUUAAGACUCCGACCAUAAAAGUGACCCCACAUCCCGUUUUUAAGAAGAAUAACAUGACCCUAAAAUGUGAGACAAGUCUCCAUCCUCCCAGACAAAACACACAGAUACUAUUUGCUUUCUACAGAGAAGGACGAAUUGUUCAGGGAUUUGGUGACAAGGACAUCUAUGAUGUCUCCAUGGUACAGCUGGAGCAUUCUGGGAACUAUUCAUGUGAAGUGCAAACCACAGAUGGAAGAGUGAGGAAAAAAAGUGUAGAGGAACCAAUCCAGAUAGAGGAGCUAUUCUCACAACCAAAUAUAAAAGUGAACAAUGAAUUUUUCGAAGGAGAUGUCUUGACCCUGACCUGUCACACAACUCUUCAUCCACACACAAAGCCUACAGAAGUGCAGUUUGCUUUCUACAGAGAUGGACAGAUGGUACGGGAAUUUGAUUCAUCUAAUAAGUAUGAAGUUCAGACUGCUCACCUGGAGCAUUCUGGGAAUUAUACCUGCGAAGUAAAAUCCUUAACACACCCUACAAGGAAGAUCAGUAAUUGGUCUAACAUAUUGGUAAAAGAGAGUUUAUCAUCUGGAGACAUCAAGAUCAACCACAGCCUCACCAGGAAUGAUACUUGUGCACUAGGUUUGUUGUGCGUCGUGGACAAACGAGAUGUGACUAUAACAUGGAGUACUGCACAGAGCGGUCAUAUAAAUGUGACCGGAGGUGUCCUGUAUGUACCUCCCAGUGAUGUGAACCUCACCUAUACCUGCACCGCACGUAACCCUGUCAGUAUUGUCUCCAAGUCUGUGAUCCCCGGGGAAUUCUGCAGGAGAGGAUCUUCCUUGACAAGACAAAACCAAAAGGAUCUCGGUACAUUACAUAUGAUACGUUGGGUGUUAUCCGGCGUUGUGUUAUUCAUCACCUGCUGUGUCUUUAUUCAUCACGUAAAGAGUGAAGUCAUACAACCCCCCGGUAGAUCAGCAAAGACAAAACACUUAAAAUAUGCAGUAACUAUGGCAACAAGCCCACCCACUCCCUCCCAGUGUCCAUAUAAACCACGGUCGCACUGGGAUAGUCCUCUUUCUUUGCUGCUCCAGUUAAAGAGCCUGUCCGCGCCAGGCAGAAUGUGCGCGAGGUGGAAAUCGGCGCGGUCACAGCCCGAACAUGGUUCCGACUCUGAUAGAGAAUCUGAUGAGGAGGCGCUGCACCACUCCCUGCAUGAUUCAGAGGAGGAUUUGAUGGGGGUCAUAGUUGAUCCUGUAGACCAGGACUUACCGCCACCUGCUAUUGAUGCUUACCCUGAAGCCCCUUCUGGGUCUUCUGAUCCACUCGUGGAUCCGUUGGGGGACCCCAUGUUUGAUCCCAAUGCACUGCACCAUCCGCGGUCCUCUGAGUGGCUCCCUGCAUUGCAUGUCACUCAGUAUCUUGAGUCUAUGACCCGCAAAGCCCUCACCAAGGAGGUGCGUACUAAGUUACGGGCUCAGUGUCCUAGGCCUUUAAUCCCUCACAAAGUUUGUGAGACGCCAAUAGUGGACCCUAAAAUGGUCCAGUUCUUAACAAUAACUGGGUUCAAUCCCCGCAAGGGUCUGGACUCUGCCCUAAGGGCAUGCCAGGAUAAGGUCCUAAACGUCAUGGGUCCACUGGCUAAGAUUUUAGACAUGGCCGAAUCGGCCAGGGCGGCUGGCAAUCAGGUCGACCCAGAGGAGUUGAGUGGCUGGGCUCAGAGAGCUAUCUGUCUUACCGGAAACGCCAAUACAUCAUUGGCCAUAGAACGACGCAAGGCGCUAUUAAUGAAGAUUGAGCCAAAAUUGGCAAAUUUAGCGAUCUCCGAAGCAGGCAAGGACGCCCAGGGGCUCCUUUUCGGUGAGCCCUUCAUAAAGGAGCUAGGUAGAUAUGUGGGGGCUUUUACCGCCCUUGACAAGGCGCAGACGUCAAUGCGCAAGGUCUUUCCCAACCGUUUUUCUGCCAGGGCCGGCAGUUUCAGGGGCCGUCUGCCCGUCCGUUCCUCCUCUUAUGCCUGUGGUUCGGGCAGAGGCUCCUUCGUCCACAGACCCUCAUUGCAGGAUCAACAGCAUCAGCCCUCCUUAUUCCCCACCCGUGGGGGUUUCAACCGCGGCAGAGGAUUCCGUGGACAUCCCAACUCCAGGAAACCUUACGAACUGGUGUCCAACCCCGUGGGGCUCCCAGCACCAAAAACCCAGUUUCCCCCUGGUCCUGCUCGCGCUCUCAUCGACUCAGAGCUCACGGACCUGUGGGACAAAAGGGCGAUAGAGAGGGCUCCCACAGACUCUUUCGGGGUCUUGAGCAGCAUCUUCCUGGUGCAGAAAAAAGGGGGUCAAAUGCGCCCGGUUAUCAAUUUAAAGGCCUUGAACAAUUUCGUCAGAUACCGCCAUUUCAAAAUGGAGGCGAUUCACCUCCUGAGAGACAUGCUCCUUCCUGGAGAUUGGAUGGCAAAGAUAGAUCUGAGGGACGCUUACCUCACUGUCCCAGUGGCUCCCGCCUCAAGGGACCUGUUACGUUUUGUCUGGAGAGGUCAGGUGUGGCGCUUUACAUGCCUUCCAUUCGGCCUCUUGUCCGCCCCGUGGUGUUUCACCAAACUUAUGCGCCCGGUGGUGGCCUGGUUACGCAGUCGGGGAGUGCGUCUAGUGAUAAAUCUUGACGACAUUCUCUUCAUGGCGUCCAGUCCGGAUUCUCUUCAAUCCCAUCUUCAAUUGGCUAUUUCCCUCAUUUCCGAUCUGGGGUUUGUCAUCAAUCAGGAGAAGUCAUGCUUGACUCCUUCCACCACAAUGGAGUUUUUGGGUUUCCAGAUAGAUUCCGUUUCGCAAUCUCUCAGUUUACCGCAUGUGAAGGUUCGGAAUAUUCGGAAGGAGUUGAGACAUUCUCUUGCGUUACCUCAUUUAUCCCUCAGACAUCUCGCCAGGAUAAUAGGACUUCUUGCUUCCUCCAUUCAGGCGAUUUUUCUGGAUCCGCUUCAUUACAGGGCACUUCAGCGACUCAAGAUCGCUCACCUGCGGGAGGGAGCUUCUUACGCCGAUACCAUCACUCUGGAUACGGAGACCAGGCACGAGUUGAGUUGGUGGAUCCACAACCUCUCGUCCUGGAACGGCAGAGCCAUAUUUGGUCCUCAGCCCGAUCUUAUUAUCGAGUUGGAUGCCAGCCUCCACGGAUUUUGCAUCUCAACAGUAGGCUACCGGAGUGCAGCGGGAGGCUAUCAGAGUGCAGCAAAGGACUCUGGAGGAAACAAGCUGCAGGCUCAACUGGAGUCUGCACAGGAGGCGCAAAGAAAAGACCGGGAGACCAUAAAAGUGGUUGUGCAGCAACGGGUCCCAGGUGUGGAGAGAUUGCUGAUAGUUGGUGUGGACCUUGGUUUAACCGACUCUAGAUUUCCAAGCACGAACAGCUACACCUACAGAAGCAUCUGGUUGGUUCUCCUACGAGAAGGAGCCUCCAUCAGACCUGUGGUGACCUUCACUCCAAACUACAAGAAGAUAUUCACAACGGAGUCUAUAACAAUGACCUGUGAUGUGGAGGCUACUAGAGGAGAAGAUCUGAAGUAUAUAUGGUACAAAGACCAUGUGCAAGUGCACAGUGGAAAAUCCUAUACAAUACAAAAUGCUGGAACAUCACACAGUGGAAAUUACGGAUGUCAGACCAGUACUGGAGAAAUAAGCGACCCCGCUAGACUGGAUGUCCGUGAUGAUUGGCUCAUCCUGCAGACCCCUCUAUAUGUCUAUGAAGGAGAUGAGAUGACGUUACGAUGUCACCACUAUCCUGGAUAUAGAGGAGGACAGACAACGUUUUACAAAGAGAACAAAGUCAUUACAGACGGGAGCGAUGAUGAGGAAUUUCAUAUUAGUAAUGUAGACAGGACAAGUGCCGGGAAAUACAAAUGUACAAAAGAAGUCUAUUAUCGUCCAUUGUCUGCAUGGUCUAUAUAUGCAGCUGAAGCUUCUGUAUCUGUAGAAGAGCUGUUCACAACUCCGACCAUAAAAGUGACCCCACAUCCCGUUUUUAAGAAGAAUAACAUGACCCUAAAAUGUGAGACAAGUCUCCAUCCUCCCAGACAAAACACACAAAUACAGUUUGCUUUCUACAGAGAAGGACAAAUUGUUCAGGGAUUUGGUGACAAGGACAUCUAUGAAGUCUCCAUGGUACAGCUGGAGCAUUCUGGGAACUAUUCAUGUGAAGUGCAAACCACAGAUGGAAGAGUGAGGAAGAAAAGUGCAGAGGAACCAAUCCAGAUACAGGAGAGUUUAUCAUCUGGAGACAUCAAGAUCAACCACAGCCUCACCAGGAAUGAUACUUGUGCACUAGGUUUGUUGUGCGUCGUGGACAAACGAGAUGUGACUAUAACAUGGAGUACUGCACAGAGCGGUCAUAUAAAUGUGACCGGAGGUGUCCUGUAUGUACCUCCCAGUGAUGUGAACCUCACCUAUACCUGCACCGCACGUAACCCUGUCAGUAAUGUCUCCAAGACUGUGAUCCCCGGGGAAUUCUGCAGGAGAGAUUCUUCCUUGACAAGACAAAACCAAAAGGAUCUCGGUACAUUACAUAUGAUACGUUGGGUGUUAUCCGGCGUUGUGUUAUUCAUCACCUGCUGUGUCUUUAUUCAUCACGUAAAGAGUGAAGUCAUACAACCCCCCGGUAGAUGCUGAAGACAUUUAUUCCAUUAAGUGUGCCCUAUGGGAGGAAAGUGACUCUCUGUUCUCAAAGUUAUUUUCUUAUUCUACUAUAAAGCAGAAAGAAGACUGUGCUUGGUAUCGGAGCUCAGCCCUUUUCUCUUCAAUGGGGCUGAGCCGCACCUAGGCCAUGUGACCAGUGAACGUGACAUCACAUGUCCUAGGAAAGCCGGAGAAGGCCGUGGCUCUACUGCGAGUGCCGAUACUUUCUCACACAGCUGAUCUGUUGGACCCCCACCAAUCAGAUACUGAUGGUCUAUCCAGAGGAUAAAAUUCCAGAAAACCCCUUUAAUAGUUAACAUUUUUGGAUGUGAGGAUGCUUGUUAUGUUUAUUUUUAUAUAUAAAAUUGUGAAAGGGGAUGAUUUUUUUUUAAAAUAUUUGUUUUUCUAUAAACUUUUUUCUUACUGUCAUUUUUAGUCCCCUUAGGGGACAUCAACAUGCAAUCUUUUGUUUACUUGUCUCAUAGACCACAAAAGAAUGCUAUGGAGUUUUCACAGGCUGCCUGUCUGGCCGUCUUUUUCAGGCAGCUCAGUAUAACAGCACUGGGAGCCUUCACAAGACCCCAGCUUGUCAUGGUAAAUGAUUGGAACCCCAUGAUUUUGCCGUGAGAGCUCCGAUCGGGGGACCGGAGGAACCCCCCUCCUUCUGUCUAACCCCACAGAUGACACAAUCAUUAUUGACAGCAGCAUCUGAGGGGUUAAAUGAAUGAGAUCAGAGUCAUCAUACAGCUUGCACCCGUCGUCUAUAGAGUAAGCUCGGUAUGUGAGCUCCAUGUACAGCAUUAUGCCGUAAACAAAUAGUAUCAAUAGCAUAAUUCGUGGAAUACUGUAUGACAUAAAUAAAGAACUCAUGACAGCG
This is a messenger RNA of Bufo gargarizans (Asiatic toad), 6144 nucleotides long. RefSeq lists its product as uncharacterized. Gene Ontology annotation, biological process: cell surface receptor signaling pathway. NCBI's taxonomy places the organism in Eukaryota, Metazoa, Chordata, Amphibia, Anura, Bufonidae. The record is from RefSeq and is a predicted model, not a curated record. The transcript is spliced from 20 exons. Gene Ontology annotation, molecular function: transmembrane signaling receptor activity. Bases 48 to 5261 code for a protein of 1737 amino acids.